Messenger RNA from Schistosoma bovis, 2007 nucleotides. NCBI's taxonomy places the organism in Eukaryota, Metazoa, Platyhelminthes, Trematoda, Strigeidida, Schistosomatidae. The record is from the annotation of a GenBank genome assembly.
AUGAGGGAUAUUUACACAGCUUCGCCUGGGCUUCCUCAGGAUUUAUCAUGUCGUAAACAAUUCGUAUUAAAAAAUGAAUCCCAAAAAUUACCGGCUAUUCAGGAAGAUUCAGAAGCAUGUUUACCUCCAAUUGCUACAUUUAGCCAUCAUCGACAAAACCGUACUGGUCCUUGUUCCUCCUACGUUGGUAAGUCAGUGAAAUCGGUUGGUCGGAAGCAUCAAAAGCAAUCAAGAUCUAGACGUGCUGAGAAUAAACUUUACUGCAAUUGGCCACAAUGUCCGCGAUUCCUUCUAAAGCAGCCUUUUAAACAAAUGACUCAUUUGAAACGUCAUUUACUUUUACAUAAAAAUCAUCUGAAUCUAUCGUGUUCACAGUGUGGAAAACGCUUUAGUUCGAAAGAAAAUCUUAAAAGGCAUACAAAUGUACAUUCAGGUUUAAAACCAUAUAUGUGUUCAAUUUGUCAUCAAGCGUACUCUAGAACAUCAGAAAGAUCCAGGUGUAUGAAGAAGCAUCAUUUUGAAGAUAAAUAUUUAUCUGAACAGGAUAAACAAUGUUUGUAUAAAGAUGUUUAUAAUGAUUGGGAUUCUUCUGGUUUAUCUGCUUUACAAAUCGAAGAUAAAAUUAAUCAAUCUCGUCCAAGACCAUAUAUCUGUCAAAUAUGUAAUGAUCAUAGAGCGUAUACAGAUCCAAGUUCACUUAGAAAACAUAUGCGCUCUUAUCAUGCACACUUGAAAGAUGAAAAAUCUAUAACUAAUAAUGAUUCUACCAAUGAAUCUGUUAUGUCUAAAUCAAAAUUAUCUAAAACUCUUCCAUGUGAAGAACCUAUAAGUCUUGUACUCGCUAAUUCAACCACUGAUAUAGACGCAGUUGAUCCAUCUCAUUUGUCAUUUGAUAAUUCAUUCACUCCAGAAUCUAAAUCAUUAAUACUUACAAGUGAAUCAGUUUGUCCUAUGAUUAUUACUCCAUAUAAUGUUUUAACAACGUCUAUGACAUCAUCAGAAACACCUGUUACUACUAAUGUUAUGAUUUCUUUUAAUAAAGAUAAUAAUAAUAAUGUUAUCACGGAAUCAAAUAUUUCAACAAAUAUUGUUACUACACCUAGGUAUCAUUUGUUAUUAACGUCAGAUUCUGUUGUAUCUUCAACAAUGAUGACGGUGAUUUCAAUGACAUCAACCACUACCACUAGUACUGCUACUACUACAUUAAGAAAUGAAUAUGAUAGCGAUGUUGCUGUGGAUUUAUGUAAUUCAGCUUUAUGCCUACAAGUUUAUUCCGAUAAAACAUAUACCCCUGUAUCUUCGUCAGAAUUAGGAAGAGUUGAUUCAUUAACUCUACCUUUAUCAACAGUGAAUUCAUCUAACAGUAUUAUACCACAAUAUAUUACAGAAACUAAUCGAAUUAUUGACAAUGGUCUUUCAUCUAAAAAUUUAUUUUAUUCAAAUUCUGGUCUUGAUCUUACUGAUACACAUUAUUUUACAUUGACAGGGGCUACUGAAGCGAUAGAUUUAUCACUUGAUCCCUCUGUAGAUAUAAUAACUGUAAAUCCAAUUGAUUUAAGUUCCUCACAACAUUGUACAACAUUGUUUUUUGAUUCGUCAAAUGAAUGUACCGAUAAUACAUUCUUUACAACACAUACAAUAUGGGAUCCUGAACCAGGUUUCAGUUUUACCGACCUCUUACUUACUAAUAAUGAUGAAGAAUGCGAAACGGAAUUCCCUGAAGUUAUAAUUUACCCUGAAAAUGCUUUUUAUCGUUCAAACGAAACGUUAACUUCUUUUACUACAACUAGCCACAAUGAUACUACUAACAAAUCCGUAAUCAGUAGUGAACUGAAAAUACCAGAUACACAUAUCCCAUCAAUGAAUAACUGUUAUAUUCCAUCAGAUACACUAACGACGACAAUAGAAACAACCUUAACUGGAGGAGUCGGUGAAGAAGGAGGUUAUAACAUACAACCACCACCUUUAGACUUACGCUUAAUACAGUCCAAUAAUUUUUAUUCAUGA